Gekko japonicus is the source of this 1004-nucleotide messenger RNA. RefSeq names its product nuclear cap-binding protein subunit 2-like. Gene Ontology annotation, biological process: mRNA cis splicing, via spliceosome. The transcript is spliced from 4 exons. Gene Ontology annotation, cellular component: nuclear cap binding complex. Gene Ontology annotation, molecular function: RNA cap binding. Bases 50 to 556 code for a protein of 168 amino acids. NCBI's taxonomy places the organism in Eukaryota, Metazoa, Chordata, Lepidosauria, Squamata, Gekkonidae. The record is from RefSeq and is a predicted model, not a curated record.
CGCUGGAACCAAUUAUUUGAUCAGGCCCUGCUUGGAGGCGUUUGUCAAGAUGUCGGGGAUUUUGAAUACAACGUUGAGGGGGCUUGACAGUGAUUCGUAUUGCGAUAUCGGCUGCUACUGGGAGCAGCGCUUUGUGGGUGACCGUGACCUGCAGAAGAAGGCUCUGAAGAACUCUACCACACUUUAUGUGGGAAAUCUGUCCUUCUAUACCACAGAGGAGCAAAUCCAUGAGCUCUUUUCCAAAUGUGGGGAUGUCAAGCGCAUCGUCAUGGGGCUUGACAGGGUAAAGAAAACUCCUUGUGGCUUCUGCUUUGUAGAAUACUACACAAGAGCAGAAGCCGAGCAUUCUAUGCGGUUCAUCAACAGAACCCGGCUGGAUGACCGCAUGAUCCGAACAGACUGGGAUACUGGGUUCAGGGAAGGACGGCAGUAUGGCCGUGGGAGGACAGGUGGCCAGAUUCGAGAUGAAUACCGGACAGACUACGAUGUUGGGAGAGGUGGCUUUGGCAAGAUUGUUCAGAUGCAGAAGUCGAAUCAACAAACAGUGAUCUACUAGCAGCUUUGUGGAUUGAGGGCCAGAGCAGGAGAAAAGGAAGACCAGAUUCUUCCAGGACUGUUGGGUGUGUGUCUUUCACUAUGGCAGAACUGUCCCUGGAUUCAGAGGGAAACAAGGUGAUGGUUUGAGAACAUUCUUGGCAACCUGCAGUUCUAGCUGCCCUUGAGGGCUUCGUGCUCUGGCUAACACAGGGGACUUCUUCCAGGAUUAUAUGUGCUUGUUUGGCAAUCCCUGAGGCACAGAGCCAAGGAAUCCAAUAGCUGUCAGAAUCUCCGGCCCAGAUGGAUUAGGACAGGACACACAAUGGUCUGUGGGUUUUGAAUGGCUCUUUGCUCUCCUUGCUUUUCCUGUGUAGGAACUUGAGUGCCCUAGUUUGUCUCUGUUUUGAAUCCUUUAUUUUAUUCUUGUUAAAAGAUUCCUAAAUACACUUCACAUCCUGUAACUUCUG